Messenger RNA from Ornithodoros turicata, 423 nucleotides. RefSeq lists its product as uncharacterized. NCBI's taxonomy places the organism in Eukaryota, Metazoa, Arthropoda, Arachnida, Ixodida, Argasidae. The transcript is spliced from 2 exons. Bases 1 to 423 code for a protein of 140 amino acids. The record is from RefSeq and is a predicted model, not a curated record. Gene Ontology annotation, molecular function: nucleic acid binding.
AUGGCCAGGAAUGAGGCAGGCAUUCAGCACAAGAAGACAUCCCCGUAUCACCCUCAGGCUAAUAUUACCGAACGUGUUAAUCGGAACCUGAAAAUGAUGUUGGUCGCUUUACUAGUCAGUCAGCACCACCGUGAUUGGGAUCUUCACAUGGCUGAACUGCCGUUCGCUACACGGACAACAGUAAAAAGAUCUACAGGCUUCACCCCGGCGUCCCUGAACUUGGGACGAGAGGCACCUUUUCCAGUGGAGAAUGCUCUGCGCCUCCGGCAGUACCCAGCCUCCUUAUUCAAGGUUUGCUUAGGACCUCCGGAGUCGACUGGGCAUUGCAGCUCGGACGGCUCGGGAGAAUCUGGACGUCGCACGGUUGGACCAGGCUCGCCAGUACAACCGAGGACGACGGAAUCUCGCCUACAGCGUCGGUGA